AUGGCCUGGGAUAGAAUGACAGCGAUGCAUUCUUGGGUGUCAGCCAUUUAUUCUUGGUUCCUGACCGAGCUGACCAGGUUCUUCCAGAAGUUCCAGUUGUCGGGCAGCCUGUUCAUCACUCUUAAGAAGUGUGAUGGUCGAACUAAACCCAUUCCAAGGAAAGGUUCUGUGGAGGGCUUGGAGCCCUCAGACAACAAGUGUCUGUUAAGAGCUACUGAUGGGAUAAAGAUCAACACUGUGGUGAGCUCCAAAGAAGUGACUAAGUUUCAGAUGGCUUAUUCAAACCUGUGGAGAGCUACCGUGGUUGGGCUGGAGAAGCGGGACAAAAGGAACAAGAGUCAGAAGAGCAAAGCAGCAUGGUGA
Physeter macrocephalus (sperm whale) is the source of this 363-nucleotide messenger RNA. RefSeq names its product signal recognition particle 14 kDa protein-like. Gene Ontology annotation, cellular component: signal recognition particle, endoplasmic reticulum targeting. Gene Ontology annotation, biological process: SRP-dependent cotranslational protein targeting to membrane. The coding region runs from base 1 to 363 and encodes 120 amino acids. The record is from RefSeq and is a predicted model, not a curated record. The transcript has 2 exons. Gene Ontology annotation, molecular function: 7S RNA binding; endoplasmic reticulum signal sequence receptor activity. Lineage: Eukaryota; Metazoa; Chordata; Mammalia; Artiodactyla; Physeteridae.